Molecule: messenger RNA, 1634 nt
Organism: Vicia villosa (hairy vetch)
Lineage: Eukaryota; Viridiplantae; Streptophyta; Magnoliopsida; Fabales; Fabaceae
Exons: 4
Coding region: 243-1331 (362 amino acids)
Source: RefSeq, a predicted model, not a curated record
AAAGUCAUAAAGGCGUACCAGUUGGUAAUAACACUAGAAUUAGUUCCGCGCUCGUAACUGAUUUUCCAUAAAUCUCGAUUCUUCUAAUUCACACUCUUCUCCACUCCCACUUCCAUUUCCAUUCACAUUCACGUUCUCUUCAUGCAUCACUAUUAACAUGACCGCACCGACACUCUCUCACGCGCCGCCAUAUAAUUUCCACAACAACGAACAGCUUCACCGCCGGUGACUCCACCGACGACAUGUUUCAGGACUCCAAAGUCUCUCAUCUCCGGUGCGCCCUCGUUACGGCGUUCUUCUUCGCCACCGUUUCUCUUUCUUGUUUAAUGCUUCUCAGAGACGCUGAUUCCUACCGAUUCUUCUCCGGAUUCUCUUCCUCUUAUCAUCUGGCUCGUCUUUCUAGCUUUUUUCCGUCUAAUGAUCAGGCUCUGACUAGCAACGAAUUUCCGCUUGAAAAAAUCUUGAGUGAGGCUGCCAUGGAAGACAAAACUGUUAUCUUGACCACAUUAAAUGAAGCAUGGGCAGCUCCAAAUUCUGUCAUUGAUCUUUUCCUUCAGAGCUUCAGAAUAGGAGAUCGUACUCGUAGGCUUUUAAACCAUUUGGUAAUCGUUGCGUUGGAUCAAAAGGCAUUUGCACGCUGUCAGGUUAUACAUAUCCAUUGCUUUUCCCUUGCUAGUAAAGAAGCUGAUUUUCAUGAAGAAGCAUACUUUAUGACUCCUAGCUACUUGAUGAUGAUGUGGAGAAGGAUUGAUUUCCUGCGUUCUAUUCUUGAGAUGGGAUACAAUUUUGUGUUCACGGAUGCUGAUAUUAUGUGGUUUAGGGACCCAUUUCCGCAGUUUUACCCUGACGCAGAUUUCCAGAUAGCGUGUGAUCAUUUCACAGGUAGCUCUGAUGAUGUAGAGAACAGACCCAAUGGAGGAUUCAACUUUGUAAAGUCGAAUAAUAGAUCAAUAGAGUUUUACAAAUUCUGGUACUCUUCUCGAGAAACUUAUCCUGGAUACCAUGAUCAAGAUGUCCUUAACUUCAUCAAGGUUCACCCUUUCAUUGCUGAUAUUGGAUUGAGGAUGAGAUUUUUGGAUACAACUAAAUUUGGUGGGCUUUGUGAGCCCAGUAGGGAUCUAAACCAGGUUUGUACGAUGCAUGCAAAUUGUUGCUUUGGUAUGGAUAGCAAGCUUCACGACCUUCGAAUUAUGCUUCAGGAUUGGAAACAUUAUUUAUCAUUGCCUCCAAGCUUGAAGAAACUGUCAAUUGUUUCCUGGAGGGUUCCUCAAAAAUGCAGCCUUGAUGCUCUCAGGAACCAUGAUUCACCAGAGGAAAAUGAUCAAGAUUGAUGUUUUGGUUGCAUGUGUCACAUUUAAAUGUAGAAGUUCAACGGCACACUAGGAUGAAAAGGUUCGAUAUUAAGGAAAAUGAUCAACAUUAAUGUUUUGGUUGCAUGUGUCACAUUAAAAUGGGGAAGUUCAACGACACUCUGGGAUGAAAAGGUUUGAUAUAAAGAUUUAAUUAGGAAAUUGAUUUUUAUAAACCAGCAUCUCUAGGAAGAAUAUUUCACACACUAAAGUACACUUUGGCAAUGUGAAUGAUGUAGCAUGCUGUUGAAUUAAUUGAUUUAAGUGUUCCUAAAUUAAUUCGUA